Messenger RNA from Polypterus senegalus (gray bichir), 2377 nucleotides. RefSeq names its product G protein-coupled receptor 25 (gene gpr25). Gene Ontology annotation, cellular component: membrane. Gene Ontology annotation, biological process: G protein-coupled receptor signaling pathway; immune response. NCBI's taxonomy places the organism in Eukaryota, Metazoa, Chordata, Cladistia, Polypteriformes, Polypteridae. The record is from RefSeq and is a predicted model, not a curated record. The transcript has a single exon. Bases 145 to 1302 code for a protein of 385 amino acids. Gene Ontology annotation, molecular function: G protein-coupled receptor activity.
ACAACAACUUGCAAAAAUGCUGUGUGGUUUCUCCAAUCCUGUGACGCUCUACUCUGCAGUUUAAAAGGGGUGACAUACCUGCUUCUUUGGCUAAAUGUGUUCUCACGUCUCUAAAUCUGAUCACAUUGUUCACCAUUUGCCUGCAUGGACACCACCGAGAAGCAUACUACCUAUCCUGUGUCAAACGACAUCACCUCUGACUACUAUGAGGAGCCUAUUUACAUAACUGAUCUUUCUCAGGAGGCAUGUUAUGAUGAAGGCCUUCCAUGGAAAUCUGUCGUUAUUCCUAUUAUUUACUUUUUUGUCUUUUUCCUGGGCUUCCUAGGAAACAGCUUUGUGAUUGUUGUCAUGAGUAGAAAACCAAGAAAUAGGAGGUUGGUCGAUAUAUUUGUCAUCAACCUGGCAGUGGCUGACUUGAUCUUUGUUGCAACGCUACCGUUUUGGGCAAUUUCAGCUGCACAAGAGAACCACUGGAUGUUCGGUAUACAUCUGUGUAAGUUGAGCAGUUAUAUCAUCUCAGUCAACCGUUACUCCAAUAUCUUUUUCCUAACUUGCAUGAGUGUGGACCGCUACAUGGCCAUUGUACGGAUGCUGGACUCCACCUUUCUCAGGAGUACUAAAUGCGUUCGCCUCAUCUGUGGCAUUAUUUGGACUACAUCUGUCAUCUGUGGGAUACCCACAUUGUUCUACAAACACCUAGAGAUGAAUGAGAGUGGAGAAACGGUCCACUGUGUGGAAGCCACACUUGCUACUGGUUACUGUGAGAUUACCUUGAGCUCUUUGUUCCUUGCCUUCAUUCUGCCAGUGUCUGUCAUUCUCUUCUGCUAUUGCUCCAUCCUGGUGAAAUUGCGUCAACACUUUCAACAUCAAAGUAUCCAGGCAAAGCUGAAGAGAAAGAACUCGCUCAAGAUUGUCUUCACCAUUAUAAUCAUUUUCAUCAUAUCAUGGCUGCCAUUCAACAUCUUCAAGGCAAUCCACAUUAUGUCCAUCUUUCAGAAGUUAUCCUGUACAAUGAUGAUUAUCUUGAAUCAAGGCAUCGUUUUAUCUUCUUGCUUGGCUUUUAUCAAUAGCUGUGCCAAUCCCAUCAUUUACAUCUGCCUGGACCACCACUUCAGACACAGGGCAACUCAUCUCUGUCUCAAGCGGUUUGGGACAUGGGUGCAACAAGGAUCUCGGGCAAGUGCAGCUUUUUCUGGUACAUCAACAGACAGCUUCUCUGGAUACACAACUGGAAGGACUCGCCUGGCAUCGCUUGGUCAAGUCUCAACAGUUUCAGAGUAUAUUAAUGGCAGCGGACAGUAGACACCGAAUCUCAUUUUACACAAAUUAAAGCAAGUCAUCAUGUUUUCUUGCAACCUCUGAAAGGCUAAAAUACUCCUUCAAUAACAUUAACCUAAACAUAUAGCAUUUGAUUCUUUUUGCUACACAAGUACUGAAACAGGAACUUAAUGAAAUGGAAUUAUCCAGCCAAAGAAAUUUGCACCUUAAAUGACCUAAGGAUUUAUAAUUGUGUAGAAAAUUUAUUAGAGUUCUCCUUUGGAAAACAGGUGAGGUGUGAUUGGGAAAGCCAUUAUUUUAUUAAACUUCACAACCCACUUUCAAUUUGACUGUAGUUGGCACACGGCUUUCAGCUACAGAAGUGCUUAGUUCAAAACACAUGUGACAAAAUGCAUUUUUUUGCAAGCCAUAAGUGUAAGGUAGUUGAACAGAUGAGGAUUUUUGGCCAAAUCACCUACUAUCAGUGCAGGUUAAAUGCCUGGUAACCUAAAGUAAUCUGGAGUUUGUACAAUUUUAUUUUUUCUUUGGGGUAAUGAAUUUUCACAUAUGUGCAUUUCUUGCUAAGAAUACUGAGGGAAGGAUUGUGGGGCACAAAAGAAAUGUCACACCUGACUGUAAGAAGCCAUUUCUUCAUUUGGGCUAAGCUAUUCCCUGAUAUAUUUCAAAGAGUUACCCAAACUACUUUAUUUCCGAGAACUAAUUUUUGAUCUUUCAUCUGUACAAUCAAUGGAGGAAUUAGUUGUCUACAGCAGUGAUUUGGCAGCCCACGGUUUACAACCCUCUGCUUAUGUUCAUUUAAGUCUGAUCAUUCUCAAAUCCAAACUGAAUUCUCAGCUGACAAGUUACAUUUUCAUACUUUGUCAUAUUGUAACGUACAGUAAUUGGAUUUUAUGCUUCACUUGACUAAAAGGUUGCUUGCACUUUUCUGUAAUAUUGUAUAAUUGCAUUUGUAAUUUUAUCAUUAUGUGCUUUAUGGCUUUUUUGAAUCUGUAGCUUCUUUUGCCUGUUCAUUAAUGACUUAAAGGUUUUAGAUGAAAGAAAAAAAAUCCCUUUGCUGUCCCAAUAUAAGGUAGAGUAUUUUUUAGUUUCUUUGUUACAC